This is a messenger RNA of Bufo bufo (common toad), 6888 nucleotides long. It is a transcript of the gene NR3C1, whose product is annotated as nuclear receptor subfamily 3 group C member 1. Gene Ontology annotation, biological process: regulation of DNA-templated transcription; nuclear receptor-mediated glucocorticoid signaling pathway. Gene Ontology annotation, cellular component: nucleus. Gene Ontology annotation, molecular function: nuclear glucocorticoid receptor activity; sequence-specific DNA binding; DNA-binding transcription factor activity. Lineage: Eukaryota; Metazoa; Chordata; Amphibia; Anura; Bufonidae. The transcript has 10 exons. The record is from RefSeq and is a predicted model, not a curated record. The coding region runs from base 167 to 2548 and encodes 793 amino acids.
CCCGCAUGUCCGGGAUAGGCGGCUCCCAAGCCCGAGGGCGCCUCUGCCGUCUGCAGCGCGUACAGGGGCCGCUGGAAGCUAGGCGUCGAGGGGGCACCGUCCACCCACAGGAAGCGCUGGAGAGACAUGCCCGGAGUCUGAGGGCCGGGAGGAGCAUCGGUACUCGAUGGAUCCCAAAGAUCUGUUAAAGCCACCCAAUGGAGCUCAGGCUGUGAAGAGCGCACAUUACAGUGACAAGACGGGGAACGUGAUUGACUUAUUUACAAACUACAGAGGUGGAGCCUGUGUGAACAUCUCCACAUCUUGUGCAAUUCCACCUGCUGCACUGCCAGACACAAGACAGCCACCGCCUCAGCAGCAGCAACUGGCUCCAACUGUGGACCCGGCCAAUGGUCUGGCCAAUGUCCCUCAGCCAGACCUUUCCAAGGCAGUCUCACUCUCAAUGGGACUCUACAUGGGGGAGCCAGACACAAAAGUAAUGGGCAACGAACUUGGUUAUACUCAGCAAGCUCCACUCGGAGUCCCUGCAGCAGAAACAGAUUUCAGACUUUUGGAAGAGAGCAUUGCCAGUCUUCAGGCAAAGCCACCUGCAACAGAGAGAGUGCCAGAAGGCCUUGGAGAUAAAGGAGGCAACAAAUGUGACAUGUCUACCCAAGCAAGUCCUUCUGCACAGGGUCAGGGGGGCAGCAUUGGGAGCAGCGUUGCCAAGUUGUAUUCCAAAGACCAAAGCACCUUUGACCUUUUACAAGAUCUAGACCUGCCCCCAGAUUCGCCCAGGGAUAGUAAGGGCAGUCCAUGGGCAUUGGACCCUAUCUUUGAAGAUGACGCAGCUGGCUUGCUUUCUCCUUUGACCACUGAUGAUGAAUUUCUUUUGAGGUCUGGUAUAGUAAAUGAGGACAGCAAACCUCUCUUUAUGCAGGAUUUUACACCCAAAGCAGAGGACUUACUACUGCCCAACCCUGAAAUCCAGUUGUCUCAAGUGAAGACUGAAAAAGAAGACUUUAUAGAGCUGUGUACCCCAGGGGUGAUAAAGCAGGAAAAGUUUAGCCCUGUUUAUUGUGGUGCCCAUUUCUCUGGAUCUGGCCUAUUCGGUAACAAAACAUCAGCAAUUUCUGUACACGGCGUCAGCACAUCAGGGGGACAAAUGUACCACUAUGACUUGAACACUUCCUCCAUCUCUCAGAAACAGCAGGAUCAGAAGCCUGUUUUUGCUCUGGGCACACCUCUGUCCACCAUUUCAGAUUCUUGGAAUAGGUGCCAUGGGACUGGGGAUGACAGUACCCCAGGGAGUAUAAAUUAUCCCGGCCGGUCUGCCUUUUCAAACGGCUACCCAAGCAGUGCUCUGCCAUUAAACACUAGAAGGAUGCUACCAUCAAAUUAUUAUCUAUCAGCAGCCUAUAUCCCUGGAAUGAGAUCUGAUGUGAGCCCUUCUCCGUCCAGCUCAUCUACUAGCACCGGGCCACCUCCAAAACUCUGUUUGGUGUGUUCAGAUGAAGCAUCUGGGUGUCAUUAUGGAGUAUUGACCUGUGGCAGCUGCAAAGUAUUCUUUAAAAGAGCAGUAGAAGGUCAGCACAAUUACCUUUGCGCUGGAAGAAAUGAUUGUAUCAUUGACAAAAUAAGGAGGAAAAACUGCCCAGCCUGCAGAUAUCGGAAGUGUCUCCAAGCUGGAAUGAAUCUAGAAGCACGUAAAACAAAGAAGAAAAUAAAAGGAAUCCAGCAGUCGAAUGUAACAGCAGUGCGCGAACUUCCUGAAAGUUCAAUGAACAAGACCAUUGUUCCAGCCUCUGUAGCACAACUUACACCCACCCUCAUCUCCUUACUGGAGGCUAUUGAGCCUGAGAUUUUGUAUUCAGGAUAUGACGGCACCGUACCUGAAACAGCAUGGAGACUCAUGUCGUCACUGAAUAUGCUAGGGGGUCGCCAAGUAGUAUCUGUUGUGAAAUGGGCAAAGGCUAUACCCGGUUUCAGAAAUCUGCACCUGGAUGACCAAAUGACCCUCCUACAGUACUCCUGGAUGUUUCUCAUGGUGUUUGCCCUCGGAUGGAGGUCUUACAAACAAUCCAAUGGGAAGGUGCUAUAUUUUGCACCAGAUCUUGUCAUUGAUGAGGAAAGGAUGCACUUACCCUACAUGCAAGAGCGAUUUCAAGACAUGUUCAGAAUUGUCAGUGAAAUGACUCGCCUACAGGUUUCAUAUGACGAAUAUCUGUGCAUGAAAACGUUGUUGCUUCUGUGUACUAUUCCUAAGGAUGGCCUGAAAAGCCAUGCACUAUUUGAGGAAAUCCGCAUGACCUAUAUUAAAGAACUUGGAAAAGCCAUAGUAAAGAGGGAAGGAAAUUCCAGUCAAAACUGGCAACGAUUUUACCAACUGACAAAGCUCAUGGAUACAAUGCAUGAGGUGGUUGAAAAUCUUCUAGCCUUUUGCUUCUAUUCUUUUACGGACAAAUCGCUGAGUGUUGAAUUUCCGGAGAUGUUGUCUGAAAUUAUCAGCAAUCAGAUACCAAAAUAUUCGUCUGGAAAUAUCCGAAAACUUUUAUUUCAUCAGAAGUGACUGCAUUACUAAAAUCUUAUAUAUAAAUAUAUAUAUAUAAAUAUAUAAAUACAUAAACAUAAAAAGUUGCCUUAAGGAAAGAAUAAGUCAAAUUAUAGCUUUUACUGUAUUAAAAAAAAAAGAAAAAAAAAGAAAUCUGACGUGGUAAUUGUCCUUAAAACGGUGUACCUAAUGUGAUUAUGCACUACAGUUCAUGUGGUUUACAGAGGGCCAAGAUUUGGACUAUGGAAAUGAGAAGAAUAAAAGAUCAUUAAACCAGAGGCUCCAUUCUGAACAUUCUGGUAAUAUCCUUAAGUUGGAUGGAAGUUGUGCUACAUUUUUAUCAUUGUUUUAUUCUCCUGUCAGGUGUUUUUGCUUGUUUUUUUCCUUUCUCCCAUGGGGAAAAAUAAGAAUUUGAUUUCUGCAUGUAACCUGCUGAAUGUUUACAAGUGAAUAUCAGAAAAGGGAAGUUGUGCCUUUUAAGCUACUGUUUGGAUCUAGCGUUUUCUCAGUUUUUACAGAUGAACUGACUUUAGUUUUUUCUUACAUCAUCUUUUUCCUAUUCUUUCAAGAAUCCUGUUUUACAGAUGUGGUCCUUUUUUAAGACUGGGGCAGCUCACAGCUUUCCUAACACAAAUAAAAUGUAACAGUCUUACACAGUCUGCCUUUUAUAACUAUUUUCACCAUGUUGGCCACUUGGCUUUUUCAACUACUCUCCCAAACUAAGGUCAGAGUUGUAUGGCCAAAAACAUUUAUUUUUUAUGAAGUUGAUGGUCUGAAUCACGUACAAUUCUUUUGUUUUAUUUUUUAUUUUUUUGCAAAUAGUGUACCAGUUGUUAGUUCCAACUAGGAGUGUUUCUCCUGGGAUCUGGUUCAUAUUCCCUACAACACUGUGCAGGUUCGAGCCUUGCCGUGGCAGGAACUGACUGCACGGUUGUUCUUAAAUGGAUUAGUUCCCAUCGAUCAUGUGCCAUAAUUGCUCAGAGAUGCAAUGGUAGAAGCUGCUGUAGCCAUUUCAAAGCUUGCCUAUAUGUAUGCCUGUAUUUGUAAAAAAUAAAAAUACAAAAAAAAAAAAAACUAAAGAAAACAAUAAAAAAAAAUAGCCAUUCACAAGAAUUUUUUUUAAUCAGAUAAAACUAUGAUUUACUUUAUCAGGGUCACUACAAAGCCACUUUACUGCAGGGUCAUAAAAAAAAAAACUGUUUAAUGUGGUAAAAAAAAAUCAUCAAGCUACAUUACUUUGUAUAAAUUGUUAACUAACUUUAUAUUUAUACUUUUUACAGAUGUAUGCCAUAUUGGUAUAAUUGGAAAUGUAGACAGAAAAUGAAAGGGCUACUGCAGCUUGAAUAACUCUUUGGUCUAUCGCUUUAUCUAAUGUACAGAAACAAGUCCUAUUGGGUUCAGGACAAGGCACUCAGUUAACCAGCUAAUUCCAGAUGGAAAGAGGCAUGGUGGUAAUUCAGAAUGCAGAAGGUGUAUGACAUUAACAAGCUUUGAUAGUUUUGAUAGUGCUGAUGUUUUAUUGUGUGAUUUUUGCUUCUGAAAAAGAAAAAAACUGGAUAAGCACUUCGGUGAAUCGAGUCUUUUCUCUGCAUUUCUCUUUUGUACUACUUAAUAUAUGCUAUAAUCUGCAAUAGCGUUCAGGCCUUAUUGUAUUUAGGCCUAAAAUUUUACAGGAUGAAUUUUUUGUCUCUAAUGUCAUCCUACAACAGCAUUGAAUGACAUAACAAAUGUCUGCUCAAAUGUCAGUGACGAGAAUCCAUUAGUUUGUGCGUAACUAAAUCCUCACAUUUUACAACUUUUUAAAGUUUUAAUAAAUGGGAAAUUUUCAUAUUUGUUUUUAGAAACUUUUUCAGGAUUCAGAGACAAAUCUGUGACUAUUAUUUUUGUCAAGGAGAAUAAAAAAUAGUACAAGCGCAAUCAAAUUCUGUGCUAUGAAGCUUUAGGAAAGCAAAUCAGUGUAAUUUCUCAGGAUUUCUCUGGCAUAGUCCCACCACCUCCCACUGCUCUACCUCCUAGGUCUAUAGUUGAAAUCUGCACCUAUAAAAGGAUCACCCUAUUUCCCAGUGAUAUCUGUGAAUCUUGUCCAUCAUUCCCCAGAAGACAGUAUUGAAAACACUUAUUCUCUCAUCUAAAAUGGCAGUGUUAAGAUGGAGAAUUGUGUUAAUAGGACACACACCCAACCCCUCACUGUACCAAAAGGUUUAUGUUAGUGUCAGAUUGUUGAAUGUCAGGCAGACACUUGUCGGCUAACUAUAGAGAUAGCGAUUCUCUUUCCUUGACAAAUUUAUCUAUAAUACCCCACCCCUGGUGGCUUAUUUGUAUGUGGUGUAAAUAGCCUAAUGUAUUGUGAUGUCCAUAUUUCUGUAGUGCAUAAUUUAGUUACCGUUAGUGUUGAAGUUUAUUUUCUCUUUCUCCUUAAACCUUUUUAUAUGUUUUGAAAUCUUCAAUGCCUUAAGAGUUUAGUGUCAGUUUAUCAGCUGUUUCCAGGGAAUAAGUCUCAAUCUAUUAGUUGCACCAGUGGCUGUUGGGGAGCAUUCACACUAAAGUUAUAAAAAAGAAACUGCAACAACGACGACAUGUGGAAAUACAGCCUUGGUCUUUUAAGAGCUAUUACCUAAAACCGAUCGAUGUUGUGUAGUCAUUUAUAUCUACUGAACCUACCUAGCUAGCCAUUCUUUGCUUUCCAGAGGGCACUGUAUAAUACCAAAUCUUGCACAAGAUGUGCCUAGUUCAGGGUAACUGUAUAUUGCUAGAGUGCUUUAUUUGAUAAUGUGACAAAGCCUAUUAUGUAGACAUAAUUCACAUAUGAUGUGACUGGAUAAUUUAUAAACCUAAUUUCCAUGUUGUAGGGUGUAAUAAACAGUGCUAUGCCUACCAAUAUAAAGAGAUGAGAGCGGCAUAGAUUUUAUGUACCCCUUCAGAGAGACCUCAUACCAUGGGCAGAGCAGUUGCUUGUAGCAAAUAGUCUGAUUACCCUUUUCUUUUCUAACCUGUUCUGGAAGUACUAAAAGCCAUUUUUGCUCUGGGCAGUAACUCCACCUUUUGUCUACAUUUUAUAUAUGAGGCCCCAUUAUAUACCAUGCCAUGUGGGCUUCUAAAUGGUCAUUGCAUUUAAAGAGCCCCUUGACAUUUUGUUAUCAAAGUUUUAUGAUAUAAAAUAAAGUAAGUAAUACAUUAUGAAUCCCCUGCUGCUUUUGUGCUUCUGCUUCUUGGGUCCCUCACUGGUCUAUGUAUCCUAGCCUCCAUUGAUGAUGGUUUGUCUUGGACAUUGAUUGGCUACAACAGUCACAUGCUUACUUUAAAACAUCAUCACUUGAGACUAGGAUACAGAAACUGGCAAUCGGCCCCAGCAAUUAACAACAUGGAAGCUGUGGAGGAUUAGUAAGAUUUAUUAAAAUAUUAUUAAAAUAAAUGCUCAGAUUUACAAAUCUUUAAAGAUAGUGUAAGCUUACACGUGCUGUCUAGACCAUGACAGGAGUAAUCACACAGGCUCAGGCUGGAUGAUAAAUCUGGUGCAGGAAUAGACCCUUUUCUCUGAUUCUAUACCAACUAUUAGCUGGCUUACUUUGAGACAGAUUUUUAAGCCAAAAUUAUGUCACAUCUUCGCUCCCCCUUUCCCUCUAAAUCUCCAUUUUCAUACAUGUUAGGUAAAUGUGUAGAAACCCUAGAUGCACCAUGAAUCUGCUUUGCAAAGGUUGAAAAUUGCUACAUGCAAAUAGGGCUGUGAAGACAUAGGUUAGUUAUAAAUUUAUAAAUAAGCCACAUAUAAUUAUAUGGUGUUGCCUUUGCAUUAGAUUCAGAGUUACAGAAGGAGGUUAAAGAACCUAAAAGAAAGAGGCCAAGUCAAUGAAAUGAAGGUCUGAGGUCCAGUUCACAAUUCAGUGGUUUGGUCGGUGAGUUCCAUCUGUGAAUGGGAAAACUAGAAGACCAAAUUACUGGAGUGUGAACUAGGCCGGAGUCUGUAGUUUGAUAGGUUCUUUAAUCUUGUGAAAUAACCUCUCAUCACACCCCUCUGAACAGCUGUAGUAGAUGAUCUCAACAUUUAUAGAUGAUCACUUAUUCUCCAUCUCCAUUCUUUAAAGGGGCUGUAUGAUAUUAGAUGUAUCAUUUUGGUGUAAAUGGUACUGCAGCUCAGACACAUUCACUUGAAUGCACCUGACCUGCAAUACCAGACAUAGUACAGGGACAAGAGUAGUGAUGUGUCUCUGGAAGGAACCAGAGAUGUUGUGUAUUAUUAUUUUUUUUUUUUUUUAGUUUUUCAUAAAUUCAUUUGUAGUUGUGUAUGUAUAUAAAGUUUGUCACAUUGCCUCUGUAGCUGAGAAACUUUGGGGAGGGAGUGUAAAAUUGCUUUAGUGUAA